AUGUCGCGCCCAGCGUGCAGCAACGGGCCAUCCGUGCUCAACUACACUAUGACUGGGCAGCUUGUUGGGCACAAGAGGACAGAGUCCCACGCCCGUUGCAAAGAGGCGGUGUCGGACGCAGCCUUGACAAGGUACAAAGGGCUGGGGCGACUGGAGGACGAGGACAAGGAACUGGAAGUCCAUGAAGAGACAGCGCUAGGACCUGCAGAGAGUGGCAAUUCGCCCGCAGGCCCACUGGCACGAGCCACAGUGCAGCCCGACGCCAAGACGACCACUCUGGUCAAGAAGCGCGCGAGGCUACAACAGCCGCGUCUUCUUCGUGGCUUCUCCUGCAAGGCUCGCCAAGAUGAGCUCGCGCUGGCGCUUGUACUGCGCUCGGAUCUCCUGCUCAUUGUCCGCAGGGGUGGCACCGAGCCCAGCAAUGAACUUCUUGAGCUGCUCCACCUCUGCAAGCGCUGCGUCCAGCUUGGUCUGCACCCGACCGUCGUCGCCGAGCUCCUGGAGCAGCGCGCCCAGUUGCUCGGUAGUGACGCCGAGACCUGGGACGGCGGUGGCACCAACAGCACCUUCCGCUGGCGUAGGAACCGACGAAGCCAGACGGACCUGCUCGCUCUGGAGCUCGUGCAGCUCAGCCUCCGUGGUCGCCAAGGCCUGCUUCUGCUCCUGCUUCUUGGCGUGCAGGUCGGCGAUCUGCUGCUCGAGAUGGUCAAGGCCCUCGCACUGCGCCUUACGCCGGCGCUCCAGCUUGAGUUGACGCUGCGCCAAAUCACGGAGACGGGUGCCAACUGGACGAGACGCCGCAAGCUCAGACCGAGGCCGGAAGCGCUCGGUCUCCAAGUCCUUGCGCAACUGCACAAAGGCCACCUCUUUGGAAUCCUUGAGGCGGGUGAGGCUGUCAUCGAUCUCCGCGAUACGCCCACGGCGACGCUGAGUCUCCGCAACAUCCGACACAUCCUCCGCCUCAUAGACCUCCAUCGUGUUAUCCUUGCCUUCGGCCUUGGCCAAGCUCCGUACGGCGGCGGCGGCGGCGCCAGGCGUCGCUGCCGCCUCGGCGAGAGCGUCGGGACCGCCAGUGGGGAGGAUUCUUCUGAGAUGCGAUCAGAGGUGCUGUAUUUUCCAUGUGGAGAGGGGGCGGUGCAGUCCAGCUCUGCUCUGUGUGAGGUGCCGCUGGGUUCGCAGUUCAGGAUCGAUUCGUGCUCAUUCGGAGCAGUAUUUCACGGCCCGGCGGCGCGCGCGGCUUCGCUGGAGCGGCCGUUCUGCGAGGCGGGGAGUGCAGCGCCGUGCGAGCAGGUAUCGGAGCAGGCCUGCCUCUCUGAGCUGCGGCGGCUGUUCCGAGUGACGCGUCGCUCUCGCGCUGGCGCCGCGGGGGCUGGGGGGCAGAUCGGGCGACGUCCGCAUCAAGUCAAUUCCGACAUCCUGGCGGCGACAUGCCACCGCUUUCCGCUCUACGAGACGGGCGCCGCAAAGCGUGCGCAGCAGCAGAGCAUCGAGAUGACGAUGAACCACAUGCAUGAGCGCAUGGCAGGCGCCCCAGCGAGGCGCGCGCCGACCCGGGGCUUCGACGUCAAUUCAGGCACGUACCAGAGCACGAACGAGGACGCGAAGCUAGACCCUGAGGAGAUUCGGCCAGCACGAGCACUUCAGCACGGCGGGGGGCGACUUGAAUUUCACCGCGACUUGAGUUUGAACGUGAUCGACAUCGCUAGCCAGCUUGAGGGUCGGGCGGAGUUGCCGCAUCCCGACUUCGAUUGCGACUUGCGGGUUCAGACCCUGUCUGGCGCUGCCCAGGCCUGUUUUGGAGCUCGCAACGGCAGGCCCGAAGUUGUGGCCACGCGGCUGACGUUCGCCGCGUCCCAAGACUACCAGCUGGCGAGCGUCCCUGUGGAAGUCGCCCUGAUGGCUCUCGACCCGACCCACCUGGCCAAGGCGCUCUCCGCGCAGGGCGGCGCGGGCCAUUGCGCGGACGAGCUCGAGGCGACCUCCUCCGCGCCGGCCGACAAUUUGUGCGAAGACCUCCGCGCCGUGGCGCGCCAGAGCCUGGCGCGCGGCAUCGCGCUCGUUCCAUUGGAGGAUCAGGGGGCGCUUUUCUUUAACAUCGUGGCGGACUUGAAAAGGUCUAUGAAGCACCGGAAAAAUGCUGGCGCAUAUCACGCACUCACCUCAGACUGGAAGCAUGUCGUUGAGAGACCCAUCAUCCUGUAUGACGAGGUCGAGGGAUUCCAUCGGGGCGCAUCUCUGCCCGGCUUCGCCGACGACCUGCUGAAGAAACGGCUGUGCCCGACAGGCGCAGCAGACGAGGCCGCGGAGACGAUUCAAUCGGGCGACAAGAUGCUCGAGAGCUUCGACCUCUUCAGGGGCAACUGCGGCGCGGAAGGCUUCCGGGAUAUGUGA
This is a messenger RNA of Prorocentrum cordatum, 2391 nucleotides long. Lineage: Eukaryota; Dinophyceae; Prorocentrales; Prorocentraceae. The record is from the annotation of a GenBank genome assembly.